GCUGGCCACUCGUCGAGAACUCCAAAGCAAGAUGGCACUAUCCCGAAAACAAAAGGACUGGUUGGUACUCGAUCCCAGAAAGGAGGGGACCCCCGAUCAGCUGAUCAUGGUGGCACGCCGGUAUCAACUCGUACUGAUGGUCAACCUGGUGGGUGCCCUCGCUGAGCAGCGGGACAAGAUGAGGGCCAAGCUACACAAGAUGAAGCAGCAGAUCCAUGAGAGGAGGAUGGAGAACGAAAAGAAUCAGCUGGCGAAGGAAGAGGACAUGAGGAGAGUUGAAGCCAAGACGGAGGAGCUGCAGAGGUGCCAGGAGGAGAAGCUAGCUCUGAAGGCCCAGCUUGAUGCACUGGGACUCUCUCUGGCCAAGCUGGACAUAGCCAUAAAGGACACUGAGCUCAGGACCAUGGAGGUUUGUCUGAGGGAAUCUUGUCUUGUCACCGAGCGAGGAUAUCAGAACCACGAGCGAGUCUUCUGUAAUCACAUAUGAGUCUUAUAAUCACAUUCUUCUAGAGUCACAAGUGAGUUCUGUAAUAACUAAUGAGUUUUAUAAUUGGGAAUGACUUCUAUAGUGCCCUUGAGCUGCCUCCUGUGCUGUAAGAAAAACAAUGGAUUGACACACUUACCGAUGUCGUAGACCCACACUUAUUUUGGGCUGGCGUGGACUUUAGAGUAACUUGCAUGUGUGUUUUCUUUAAGGUUGUAUCAGUGACAUCUCAAGCA
This is a messenger RNA of Eriocheir sinensis (Chinese mitten crab), 720 nucleotides long. RefSeq lists its product as uncharacterized. The transcript has 3 exons. The record is from RefSeq and is a predicted model, not a curated record. Lineage: Eukaryota; Metazoa; Arthropoda; Malacostraca; Decapoda; Varunidae. The coding region runs from base 32 to 487 and encodes 151 amino acids.